Molecule: messenger RNA, 768 nt
Organism: Carassius gibelio (silver crucian carp)
Lineage: Eukaryota; Metazoa; Chordata; Actinopteri; Cypriniformes; Cyprinidae
Product: small integral membrane protein 30-like
Exons: 1
Coding region: 69-251 (60 amino acids)
Source: RefSeq, a predicted model, not a curated record
CGAGAUCACCUGACGUGUCGUCACUGCUGUUGCGCUUCUCUCCACGCAAGUCGCAACUGACCAACAACAUGGCUCCCAAAGACCAAAAUCUACGCAUGGUGCUCUGCCUUUUUCUCCUGACGCUGGUCCGCACCGCCGAGGCGUUUGACGGAGGAGAUGCGGCGGCUUUACUGCUGGGCGCCACAGUGACGCUCGUGGGAAUCUGCGCGUGCCUGGGCUGGUACGCGCGCACACGAAACGGCCAGUUUUGAUGACUACCUGCUCAUCAAGGCCUCAUCCGGAAAUGUGACUGAGUGCAUAAAGACUUUCAUGCAUUUAUGCUGCAAAUAAUUGGUAAUGCGCGCAGAGGAAGGACCUAUAUGGAUAAUAUGAGCUAUUGAAAUAUUCCUUGAUGAAUUAUCCUCAUUGAGUCACUUAUAUUGGACACUGGACACUUCCUGUCUUGGUGGACCAUGUGGGACCAUGUUCUACAACUGCAUCAGCGUUAAAAAGCCCAUUAGAUUAUUACUGCAUGACAACAAGAUCACAUUCUCUGAAACAUUUAUAUGUGACUUGAACAUACCGGUGGACAUGAUGUUGGUCUCCUGUAAUUUUACAGUCACUGCAAGACAAUCUGCUUCCAGUUUCAACUGCGUGAUAAAAGCACUGUUAUGAAUUGUUAAUUGGCUAAUGUCUCUGUCUAUAUAAAGCAUUCAGUGUCAAUUGGCUUUAAAGGAAGGUGAUGCUGCCUGCUUUCUGUGUUUUUGUUAAUAAAUUGUGUAAACUGAA